Molecule: messenger RNA, 1506 nt
Organism: Didymosphaeria variabile
Lineage: Eukaryota; Fungi; Ascomycota; Dothideomycetes; Pleosporales; Didymosphaeriaceae
Exons: 1
Coding region: 1-1506 (501 amino acids)
Source: RefSeq, a predicted model, not a curated record
AUGGGUUUCCUGAGUCUUCCACCGGAGAUCAUCGAUGUCAUACUCGAUCUUAGCCUUCCGGGUGGAAUCGAAGGGCUCAGCCUGGUCUGCAAGGCAAUAUACGGACGCGCACAGUCGCAGGUUGAUCGACACAAUGCCCUCAAGCGACAAUGGGGGCGCACCAGCAAUUACAGAACUGGGCGUCUGGAUGAUACGCUAGGUUUGCUGAACGCGAUUGCGCUCAAUCCGCUGGUGGCUGAAUAUAUCGAGGUACUGGAUCUGUGGGAUGAGAGGGGCCUCGACGGAGAAGAAGCCGAGCUGUUGGAUUUUCGAGGGGACGAGGACGCCAUGGAAAGAGUGAAGGAAUUUGUCACCUCUUUGCCUUUCCUAAAGGAAGCCAAUAUCGAUACCGAGGAGUGGUGGAAUCGAAUGAUGCAAGAGGAAACAUCACGUACUGACGAGGACAACACUGAAGUCUCAUGCACGACUAUUACCCUUCUGGGCGUGCUGCCCAACCUGAAGAGCAUCCGUCUUGACCCUGGAUGGCAGAAUUUCUCCCCCGACGCCGAACAGUAUGCUCUGCCACUAUCUGGGCUCGCCUCCAUCGUCAGUAGGGCUUCACAAGCCGAAGGUAGUCGCCAGCGACCCCUAAGUAAAGUCGAAACAAUCCUACCUUUCAUGAAUACAGGCUAUGAAGAGAAGGCGGCCCUGCAAAGCAUACAACCGUUCCUCGAAUUGGAAUCCAUUUCGGAACUUUACCUUGUCAGUGCUGUGGCGGUCGAUGACGGGUAUACCGGUUAUCCAUUCGUAUGGAACACGCCUACUCUUGCGCACCAAUUGACUCGUAUCGAGCUGGCGUCCUGCUGUAUAGAUGCCGAAGGCAUCAGUGAGCUACUCCGCCACACACCGUCUCUUACAGUCUUCAACUACUCGCAUGAAACGAAAUGGCACGGCUGCGAGCACGAUUGGAACGCGGGAGCCUUCGUCGAAGCAGUCGCCCGACAUUGCGGCAACACGAUCACAUCACUGGGCAUUACCAUUGACGAGCUCUACGGUGACAUUGUCAAUGGCGUCUCCUCCCUCCUUUCAUUCCACAACCUCCAAUAUCUGGAAGUAGACGUACACAUCUUUCGUGGGCCGCCGCUUGAAUCGGGUCAACAGCAAGGACACAAUGCCAUGGUACCUGAAGGUGAUACGCCCUGGAACGAAGACGAUAUCCCGUGCAUAGGUAGUAUGAUGCCGGACAAUAUCGUCGAGGCGCAAAUCAACACUGAUUUUCCUGAACCGGACGAAAAAGCGCUGAACAGCUUGCUAAAGAACCUGAGAUCCCAGCGCAAGGAGAGACUUCAUAAGCUGGAAAGAUGUAUCAUUCGGCAGUACACUGCGGAGAGUGCCCGGGUGUUCGCUGAGAGGGCAGGCGCUACACUGGAGACAUUCGAUUUUGAGGUUGACGAUCCGCGAGCGCGGACCAUGAUGCCGUCAUGGAAAAGAGAGUUUGACGAACGUGUCAGCAAACUCCGGCCGUGA